GCUUGUGCUGCUUGAUGCGAGGCGGAGACAGGAUAUAUAGGUGACGGUUUCCGGACAUUCUUGUCAAUGUGAUGCAUGCAGCAUAAUGUAUGUUGACAAGCACGGUGACUGCAUGUGGACGAAGAUAUUUCAUUGAGGAAAUAACAAGCCAUCUAACAACAUGAGCAGGAAAGAGAUUAAAAUACAUUACCAGGUUACCAUUGAUCGUGUCAGUUCUGACGCGACACGUUCCCAAUACAUGCUUCUUCAUGCAUUAGGUCGUGGACUCUUGGUACCAAUAACCACAUCGCGACAGGGACAUGCAAGUUGAGGAUGUGCAAGCCACAAUGAAGGAGUAGUGUUACGUUGAGGAUGAUAGAAUAAGAUAAACAGUCAGUCAAAUUGGCGUGCUGGUCACCGCCAUCCCUUCAAGGAUAGCGACACACAGGUGAUCGCCAAAAGAACCUCUUUAAGAACAGCAGCCUGGAUAAGUGAAAGGUUACUGUGAGGUGCUGGUGACGUGAUAUCCCGUGCUGAAAUGAGUGGUCAGAAGUUGUUAUUAUGUAACCGAGGGAGCGACAUGUACCUUCAUUGUUUCUGCAUUUGUCAUCAAUAUUCACGCACUGUAUAACGUUUGUCUUCAACGAACAAUAUGGACUUUGAUGACAGUAUUAGUUUGUGAUACCCAUGGCGAACAGCUUCAUGUGUGACAGGUUAGUAAAGCUGGUCUGUGACAUGAGUUAGUCAGCUGGACAGCUGCAUUUACAUUUAGGUUAGUCACGUAGUAAAUCUAGGUGUAAAGUCUUAGUCACGUUGUAAAUCGUGUAGAGCCUUAGUCACGUUAUAAAUCUAGGUGUAGAGUCUUAGUCACGUAGUAAAUCUAGGUGUAGAACCUUAGUCACGUAGUAAAUCUAGGUGUAGAACAUUAGUCACGUAGUAAAACUAGGUGUAGAGCCUUAGUCACGUAGUAAAUCUAGGUGUAGAACAUUAGUCACGUAGUAAAUCUAGGUGUAGAGCCUUAGUCACGUAGUAAAUCUAGGUGUAGAGCCUUAGUCACAUAGUAAAUCUAGAGGUAGAGCCUAAGGCACGUAGCAAAUCUAGGUGUAGAGCCUUAGUCAGGAAGUAAAUCUAGGUGUAGAGCCUUAGUCAGUUAGUAAAUCUAGGUGUAGAGCCUUAGUCACAUAGCAAAUCUAGGUGUAGAGCCUUAGUCAUGUAGUAAAUAUAGGUGUAGAACAUUAGUCACGUUGUAAAUCUAGGUGUAGAACCUUAGUCACGUUGUUAAUCUAGGUGUAGAGUCUUAGUCAUGUGGUAAAUCUAGGUGUAGAGCCUUAGUCAGUUAGUAAAUCUAGGUGUAGAGCCUUAGUCACGUUGUAAAUCUAGGUGUAGAGUCUUAGUCAUGUUGUUAAUCUAGGUGUAGAGCCUUAGUCACGUUGUAAAUCUAGAUGUAGAGCAUUAGUCACGUAACAAAUCUAGGUGUAGAGCCUUAGUCACGUUGUAAAUCUAGAUGUAGAGCCUUAGUCACAUAGUAAAUCUAGGUGUAGAGCCUUUGUCACAUAGUAAAUCUAGGUGUCGAGCCUUGGUCACAUAGUAAAUCUAGGUGUAGAGCCUUAGGCACGUAGCACAUCUAGGUGUAGAGCAUUAGUCACAUAGUAAAUCUAGGUGUAGAGCCUUAGGCACGUAGCAAAUCUAGGUGUAGAGCCUUAGUCACGUUGUAAAUCUAGGUGUAGAGUCUUAGUCAUGUAGUAAAUCUAGGUGUAGAGCCUUAGUCACGUUGUAAAUCUAGGUGUAUAGUCUUAGUCAUGUUGUAAAUCUAGGUGUAGAGUCUUAGUCACGUUGUAAAUCUAGGUGUAGAACCUUAGUCACGUUGUUAAUCUAGGUGUAGAGUCUUAGUCAUGUAGUUAAUCUAGGUGUAGAACAUUAGUCACACAGUAAAUCUAGGUGUAGAGCCUUAGGCACGUAGCAAAUGUAGGUGUAGAGCCUUAGUCAUGUAGUAAAUCUAGGUGUAGAGCCUUAGGCACGUUGUAAAUCUCUGUGUAAAGCGUUGCUAGAUGCAUAGCGUUAGUGGCCAGCACGUUCCGGUGUAUAACAUUUCAAGAGACGUAGUAGUGAAGCAAAUAAACACAGGGACAUAAAGCACAAACUGUUACUGAGGAUAAAAGUGCAACAGACAUCGACGACAACAUGAACGAUAGUAACUGCAGUGCUACUUCAGCUCACAUGAUGUCCGUCGUGGAUGUGGUGACCGUCACGGUCAGCCUGGUUCUGUGUGUGGUCAUCUGUGCCGGCAACACGCUGACCAUUGUAGCCGUGUGGAGGACCGCCUCUCUGCGCACCGUGCCUAACAUGUACGUGGUGUCUCUAGCAGUGGCAGACCUCCUCGCUGGGGUCAUGUCGUUGUACCAGUGUGUCAAAUACCUACCAAACAUGCAGAAGAUAUUUGACUGCUAUAAAUUUAUGUGUCUGACGCGACACAUGUUACUUGUGACGUCCCUUUGCGCCUCUGUGCUGACCAUGGUAGUGCUAGCAGUUGACCGGCUGAUGUACGUUAAAUUCUGUCUACAUUAUGACCGGAUGAUAACGCCACGGCGGGCACUCGUCACUCUGGGUACCGCGUGGGGCUUGGCCAUUCUGGGAGGGACCGUCUCUCUGUAUCACAACUCGUGGGACAACGCGUCUCAUUGUACCAUGUUCCAAGUGUUCACAGUUUACCUCCAACUGUACUUCUUCGUCCCCUGCUUCGUUGUCUGCUGCACCAUCAUCGCCUGCUGCUAUUGCUACAUCGGCUCCAUCUCCUACAGACAUCGUCGCGACAUCGUACGUCAGGAGCAGAUAAGGACACCGAACAUCCACACGUCACGACUUCGUCAGGGAUGGCCGCUUAUACAGAUGUUCAUAUUGGUGUUUGGGACGUUCAUGAUGUGUUGGACGCCGUGCAUGGUGGCGUUAGCUCUCGGGUACACCGUCGGAAUCAGCACAGACGUCAUGAACUUCCUCAUUCCACUCGCAGUCACCAACUGCGGCAUGAACUUUGUCAUCUACGCUUUAAAAAACUCAGAUUUCAGGAGGGCGUUUAAACAAAUUCUCUGUCAAAGUCGUCGUUAGACAGGGCGGUAACAGAUUACUGCUAAAGACAUCUAGUUAUGUUGUGUUCAGAUCAUAUAUUUGUCUGUUUACGAUCAUGUCCAAAUGUCGUACUUCAAUGUUUACUUAAAUGUGUACACGUGUUUACAUGUGAAGAGUUUAGAGCCAUAAGGGCCAAUGUCAUGUGGAGUCCGUUUUCAGAAAAGCAAUGAAAACCAUAACCAUACGCAUGCUAAUAAACAUUUUUUAUUCACAUUCUGACAGCAGACAUACAAAUGUUGCUAUAAAAAAUAUUUAAAAAAACACGAAAAAAACUUACGUUUAUAAUUUGUGUAAGAAUGGAAAGGGCCAAUG
This is a messenger RNA of Haliotis rufescens (red abalone), 3414 nucleotides long. Its product is annotated as lysophosphatidic acid receptor 1-like. The coding region runs from base 2161 to 3081 and encodes 306 amino acids. The transcript has a single exon. Gene Ontology annotation, cellular component: membrane. Gene Ontology annotation, molecular function: G protein-coupled receptor activity. Lineage: Eukaryota; Metazoa; Mollusca; Gastropoda; Lepetellida; Haliotidae. Gene Ontology annotation, biological process: G protein-coupled receptor signaling pathway. The record is from RefSeq and is a predicted model, not a curated record.